UCUGACAAGAAUUAUUUGCAGCAGUCACGCCAAGCCAUUGACCUGAUGAGGACUAGCUGCCGAUGUCAAGGACCUCCGUCCAGAACAGCGAGUCAAGUCCCUGCGCCAGUCCAUCUCUCACAAGAUACUUCUCGACUUCACCACGAUUGUUCGCCGUUAUUCGUGUCUUGGACGUGGCUGGAGGUCGCGACUUCCUGUAGCGACUCUCUAUUCAUGUGUUUUGCCACGUACUCCAUCGUGAUCCAUCUGCCGACCCUAUCAUAGCCUUUCCUCACCACUCCUGCUCCCACGAUGGCAGCAGUCACCAUGCCCUCCCUGGCACUUCAGGACGGGCUCGGUGCCGCUGCCUUCAACAAACACGUCGACAUGACCGAGCCUCUCCUCCCUCCUCAAGUCCAUACUCCUCCUACCACCGACGAGGCCAGCCACAAGGACGAUGACGCAGCCUCGAGUUCAUCCCUCUCCGAUCUCGGCGACGAUAUUGAAGAUGAAGAAAACAGAAUGAGAUUCGAAGAAGCCGCUCGUGCGGGAGCAGAGGCCGAACAAUUCUCAGAGGUGAAGCCUGAUCGUUACGAGAAUGGCGUGCCUAUCUUCCAACCAACAAUGGAACAAUUCAGAGACUUUCAGCGCUACGUAAAAGGCGUGAAUCCUUAUGGUAUGCAAUCAGGCAUAGUGCUGAUCGACCCUCCUGAAGAAUGGAAACGUGCCCGCAAGGCACUCGACAGUCAAAUCAAAUCCAUUAAGAUCAAGAACCCCAUCAUGCAAGAGUUUCAUGGUGCGCAAGGAAUUUACACGCAACGCAACAUCGAGAAGAUGCGAUCUUACAACCUGCCGCAAUGGAAGUCCGUGUGUGAACAGACAGAAAAUCAACCGCCCGCAAGACGUGGCGAGAAACGCUUGAAUGCGGACAAAUUGAUCGGGCGUGGCAGCAUCAAAAAUCGAAAGUCCGAACCAUCCUCGACACCACCCACAGGCAAGAGACGAGGGAGACCCCCAAAGAACAUCAAGAGGGAGCCUCUUGAACAAGACUCGACUCUACGCGCUCCGCCCACGCCGACCAGUCCGGACGUCAAGCCGGCCAUGUUGGAUGGAGGAGAAGGCGAGAAUGGAGGGAACGAAGCAGUAGAACCCACACCAACGAAAGAAAAGACCGUCAAAAAGCCCGGAAGGCCGAGAGGACGGCCGCCAAAGUCGACGACAACAGCGAAGAAAGACGCUGGGAACAAAGGUGCGGAGACAACUGUUGCUUCUCGCAGACUGAGAACCGCUCAGGAGGCCAACGACGAGAUUGACGAAGAAGCCUUCGAGGACUUCGACUAUCGCGUAUAUGACCAGGAUCAAUGGACAGCCGAGCGUUGUGAGGAGCUUGAAGAAAAGUACUGGAAGAGUCUCAACUUCAGUAAUCCAAUGUAUGCUGCAGACAUGCCCGGAUCACUCUUCGACGAGGACACAAAGGAAUGGAAUGUCGCCAAAUUGCCCAAUCUUUUGGACCUGCUUGGGCAACCUAUUCCUGGUGUCAACACGGCUUAUCUGUAUCUCGGGAUGUGGCGGGCAACCUUUGCAUGGCAUCUUGAAGAUGUGGACCUUUACAGCAUCAACUACAUCCACUUUGGAGCACCAAAGCAGUGGUACAGCAUAUCUCAGAAAGAUGCUCCGAAGUUCGAGACAGCCAUGAAAUCCUUGUGGUCUUCAGAUGCAAAGGCUUGUGACCAGUUCCUUCGCCAUAAGACAUACUUGGUCUCGCCAUCGAUAUUGAAAUCGAAGUAUAACGUCACUGUCAACAAGGUUGUCCACCGCGAAGGCCAGUUCGUUAUAACUUUCCCAAUUGGGUAUCAUUCCGGCUACAAUCUGGGGUACAACUGUGCAGAAUCUGUGAAUUUUGCAAUCGAUGACUGGCUGCAAUAUGGCAAGACUGCCCGCAAGUGCCAGUGUGAAGCCGAUAGUGUCUUCAUUGACGUCGACUGGUUCAUUCGGAGAAUGAAUGGGGAACCCACUCCAGAAUACGAAGAGGUCGAAGUCACCGAUGACGAAGAUGAACUCGAUGAGCCCACGGAUCUACCCACGCCUCCAAGCAGUGAUCGUGGCAAGGUCAAAGUACCACAAAAGAGGAAGCGUGCCCCAAAGGACCUUGGAGCCAACAAACGAGCCAAAAAGCUCAUCAGAAUUCGCAAAGUCAGCAAAAACCAACCGUGCUGUUUGUGUCCGAACGACUUUUCCUGGGAAGAACUUCUGCCCACCACACAUGGCCAGCGAGCACACAGAACCUGCGCUAUGUAUUUGCCAGAGACCUAUAUUGCCAUCCAAGACGGCAAAGAGAUGGUCUACAAUGUCGAGAACAUCAGCAAAGCUCGUAUGGAGCUCAAGUGCUACGAAUGUCGGCAGAAGAAAGGAUCGUGCUUCCAAUGCUCCUCGGCCAAAUGCGCCAAGUCCUAUCACGCGACUUGUGCUAUGCAAGCCGGUGUCCAAGUCGACAAGGGAGAGAUCGCUGUCUGGCAUGAAGGCGUGGAAUAUCGUGACAUUGGGUUCGACUGGAGGUGUCGUCUGCAUCGUACUGUCAAGCGGACAAGGAUUACCAGUGAACUCUCCGCUUGCAACCAUGCGAACAGCUGCUGGCAGAAUGCAGAGUUCCGGCAAUUCUUGCUCAACCUCAAGGAGGGAGAUUUGAUUCAAUUCCAGGCGACAAACUCCGACGAUAUUGAGGCUGGGCUUGUGGUUGCUCCAUUCGACGAAGGCCAAGACGCUGUUUUGGUCAAGGUUGUGCCGGACCUGAAAACUGUCAAAGAAGUCGACCCUACCUCAAUCCUCUUCGUUGACAGCGCAACCUCCUGUCUACAGAGACCGUCCGCAAACGCGCUUGACCUUCCGGAAGACCUUCAGGGCAAAACUGCAUCGCUUCCAGAAUCUACCGAAAAGAAGCCAAGUGCUGGUGAUGUCUUUACAGAAGAGCCUAGAACCGAAUGGGCCGAGUUUGUCUCGUCCGAGCCUCCAGUCAACCGAGACGAGAAGCCUGUCAAUCUGUCUAAAGACAAGCAGUUGUGGCUUUAUAUUGGUGAAACCUCAUCUGAUGCGAAGGCUCACUACACAGCUGAUCCUGACAAACGCGUACAUGAACCAGCGUCAAACUUCCUCGACCUUGUCACUCCACCCAAAGCCGUCAUGGCACCGCCACCUCAACCCAAACGCCAAUCUCUCGCAGCCUCCCACCCUAUGAUCAACGUGGCGGCAAGAAAUGCGGCAAUGGCAAACAUGAGGAAAACCAUGUUUGCUGCCCAAAAUCCGUCACCUCCAAUGCCUGGAAUUUUCAGCGGAACGAAACAAAACCUGACCCAAAAUGUUGGUUGGGAGAAAGCUGUCCCUGCUCAGACAGCCGCACCUGUACAAAAAGUCGCACGUGUUCAAAACCCUGCUCAAAUAAAGCCGUCAUCAUCACCUUCACCGUCACAAUAUCGCGACAUUAUGACUGGCCAAGAGGCUCGGUUGAAUGAGCAGGCACGCAUUCUUCAACGGCAACAAGCUAAGGCUCGACAAUUGGACGCCGCUGAGCGGGCCAACACCGUUCCUCAGCAUGGAAUCGGAAUUGACUUGGACGCCGUCCAACGACAGAGACAAUUUCAACAGCAAGCAUCUCAACAUGCUAAGCACAUGAAGGAGUGGUCCAAUGAUCCGUCAUUGCCUCCGUUGAAACAAUACGAGCAGUUUCCCAGCUUCGAUCCAAUGGAAACCGAUACGCGUUACGGUGGACCAUCAACAGUAAAUGCCAACAAUCGACCUCAGCAGUAUCAUUAUAGCAAUGACUGGAUGAACCCUAAUGCCACAAAUAUGGGGUCGACUUUCGGAACACCUCAGCCUAUGGGUGUCAAUCCAAUGCUGCCAGCGCAACCGACUGCGUACCAAACGCCUGCAAUUUCGACUGUACCAUUUCCUGCUUUUGUCCAACAACCGCAUCAACAAUUUCCUUAUCAGAUGGGUCCAAGUCAGAUGCCAGGCAGUACCGGGAUGAGCGGUUCAUAUCAAGCACCAAGAUUGGAGAGCAUUCGUGCGGCCGCAAAUCAACCACCACCACCGCCUCCAUCAGCUGAGGUCGAACGCCAACGACGGAUCUCUAAUCCUGCCUACCCGUUCAAGAGCCCGGAUCAGAUCAAGGCACAGAAAGAGGCUGAGAAGAAGUCACCCCCGGGGAGUAGACCCAGCAGCUCGUAUAUGUUGCCCAGCCCGAGAAUGCAGCAUGACAGCUAUAUGCAUUCGAGCUCAUCUGCGAGUCCGGCUCAACCGCUCGACCCACAAAAUCCUCCUCAAUUCAUUAAUCCCAAUGCCACACAGAUCAGUCCUCCUGGAUCUAGUGCAGGCCACAAAUCUGCAAGAGGUAGUUUCUCUGGCUUCCAGACUCAACAGAUGAUGACCCCAUCGAUGUCAGGAGGCAUCAAACGGUCAUUCUCCAUGGACAUGACAAUGGAUCUGGCGCCUUUUCCAGCCAACUCACUCCCGCUAAACCAUUAUCUUCCCAAGCGAUCCAUGUACGAUCCUCUGAGUAACGUCAACAUGCUUGCGCAGCACAACUUCCAAUUUCCGGAUCCGCCUAUGGCUCGGCCCUCGACGCAGCUGGUGGAGAGUCUGGAGAAGCGCCCCGUUGGUAUAAGUGGACUGCAGCUCAAUGAUCAUGAGAUCCCCAAGCAAUUGACCGACUGGCAAAAUCGGGGUGGUUUUUGGGGUCGUGUGGCAGGGUACUAUAUCAAGAAACACCAGGAUGCGGCGACGGUGUAUAAGUCUCCUUUUGCGGCGAUCAGUCAACAGGCAGACACAGCGGCAUUGGCUCAGAGAUACUAUCAAAGCUUGGAGCCUGAGCAGAGGAUGAGGAUUGAUAUGUCACAAGCCGGCGGCAUUCAGUAAGCGGCGCGUAUGGUGGGCGUGGUUGUUUGGCAAGUCUUGCAUGUCGUCACGUACAUAGAAAGAGGUUGUCCUCAGUGGCGUAUUGUGAAGGCAAAGUCUGACGGACAGCUCCGUUCAGACUUGAGCUUUCUUGGUUGAGGAUGUUUUACAUUGCUGAGCGACAAUGAUGAUGGAAAUUACACGAAAAAAUGAUUAUACACUUCUAGCCUCACGGCACGGGAUCGGCAUGGGAUGGAUGUCGCAGGAUGGUUUACGUGAUCGCGGUUUUAUGAUUGUUACGUUGGGAUGGCAGGUAGCAAGCGGAAAGAAAGUGUGUCGUUGGUCUGCUAUGUAGCGGUUUGACGAUAGUUCACAGUAAAAGGGAGAGCUUGUUGAUAGCAAUGAAUACUGUGCAAGGCAGAAUAUUGAUGCAGGUGUGAUUCUACAAAGUCCAGCCCCAAAGAAAGUGUCC
Molecule: messenger RNA, 5338 nt
Organism: Exophiala viscosa
Lineage: Eukaryota; Fungi; Ascomycota; Eurotiomycetes; Chaetothyriales; Herpotrichiellaceae
Product: jumonji domain-containing protein 2
Exons: 3
Coding region: 292-4887 (1531 amino acids)
Biological process (GO): regulation of gene expression; chromatin remodeling
Cellular component (GO): chromatin; nucleus
Molecular function (GO): DNA binding; histone H3K9 demethylase activity; histone H3K36 demethylase activity
Source: RefSeq, a predicted model, not a curated record